AAACAGCGUUCCGACUUCUGUUGCAUCCUCUUUGACCGGUCUCAGCGGCCGUGAUAAAGGUGCACCGGUCCCAUCUGCCUAGAAAACUCCCAGAUAUGCUUUGCAAGUUUUAGUUGACCCUGUCCGUGCGAAGAGGAAGAUACAAAAGCAAUUCUCCCCACCGCAAGUCGUCAAGCGUGUACAAGCCGGGUGGAUUGCUUCCGUUGUCCCGUUCUGGAUUCUGUUCAAUAUGUCUUUCCUUCACCGGUUGAAAGAAGGCCGUGUCGCUCCGUCCUUGAGGAAUAAGCUAAAGGAGCAACUAGUGGCGGAUGGCGAUACCGCUGGUAAGCAUGUCAACAUCGUCGAGGAUAAAGAUGUAGCCUCCUCGACUGCCACAAUGCCAACCCCACCUAAAGAGGCACCCAGGGUGAUCAUAAUUGGUGCUGGUUCACGCGGCCAGUCGUAUGCUCGUGCUAUGGUAAACUCUAGGACAGGGAUCGUGGUUGGUGUUUGCGAACCUGUUGAGUUCGUACGCAAUGAAUUUGGAAGAAGGUACGUAUGGGGACCAUUCAACCGCGAGGCAAGGCCGUACGAAGCAUUUAAUUCGUGGCCGGAGUACAUUCAAUAUGAGCAAAAGAGGCGUCAAAGAAUAAUCGAUGAAGAUCUGAAAGCUGGCGAUGACGAGUUUCUCGGAGCAGAUGCUGCCUUUAUUUGUGUCCUCGACGAGAUGCAUAUUCAUGCUGUCAAAGCUUUAGCACCACUUGGCUUGCAUAUCAUGUGUGAAAAGCCGUUGGCAACUACGCUCAAAGACUGCAUCGGAAUAUACAGCAGCAUUGUAAGAGAAUGGGAGACUUUGGGGAAGAAGACAAUCUUCAGCAUCUGCCAUGUUCUUCGGUAUUCUCCUCAUAACAUAUUGCUCCAUAAGUUGGUUCGCGAGGAUCAGGUAGUUGGAGAUGUAGUAUCGAUUGAGCAUACAGAGCCAGUCGGCUGGUGGCACUUUACGCAUUCAUAUGUCAGAGGUAAUUGGCGUCGCUCGGAUACUUCUGCGCCAUCUUUACUUACAAAAUCCUGUCAUGAUAUCGACUUCUUGCUUUGGAUGUUAUGCUCUCCCGCCCCUGGUUCAUCUGAGCCUCCUCAUUUACCAAGCUCACUUGCAAGCACAGGCAAAUUGAACCAGUUUCGUAAGGCUAGAAAACCCAAGGCAGCGGGAAAUGCGACAAACUGUCUAAGAUGCCCUAUCGAAAAUAGCUGUAUUCAUUCGGCAAAGAGAUUGUAUGUGGAUAAACAUCUAGAGAAAAAUCUCCUCGGUUGGCCUGUGAAAAUUGUUGUUCCUGAGAUUGAAGAUCUGUUUAGGACGGAAGGCAAAGAUGUGGGAAGAGCUCGGCUGUUGGAGAAGCUCAGCGAGGACUAUGAUUCAGAUACACCGGAUGAAGAGGUUAAAAAGAAGAAUUGGUUUGGUCGAUGUGUCUGGGAAUCCGAUAAUGAUGUUUGCGAUGAUCAGACCGUCACGAUCAAUUGGGAAGACGAUCCUAUAGCCAAGGAUGGUUCUCAAGCAACGAAUGAGAUAUCGCUGGCUGGAGACCUUGGCGGCUUGAACGACAGAGGCGCAAAGUCGGCAGUUCUCCACAUGAUAUCAUCUACAAAACAGAUCUGUGAACGAUACGGUCGGAUAUUUGGUACAAAAGGCGAGAUCAUUUAUGAUUCCUAUGCUAUCCAAGUGCAUGAAUUUGCGACGGAUACAACUUCUGUACAUCGGCCUGAGCGAAAAGUUGACGGGCACGGUGGCGGUGACGAUGGCUUGGUGCAAAAUUUUCUGAACGCUGUAAAGGAUGUCAUGGAUGGCAAUCUUGAAGCGGAGGAGGCGCAGAAGAAGCACCUUGGCUGCAGUCUAGAAGAAGUUGUCAGAAGUCAUAUAGCGGUGUUUGCAGCCGAACAGGCAAGGACUACCGGCAAAACAGUGGACUGGAAACUCUUCUGGGCAAAGGAAGUAGAGGAACAUGUCAAUGGGAAGCCACAGACAUGAACACGUUACUCCUUUGAAUUAUUCUAGUCCGCACAUCAGAAAGAACUGCUGGAGGCCCUGCAUAUCCACACGCACUGCUGAUGUUUAUUCGUUGCGAAUGACUGUGUAACAAAAUACUCUUUGAGACACGGAACUACCAGCCGAUGGUUCUAUGUUACGCAUGAUACAUCAGUAGUGCUCCGUAUUGUGGGAAGGCCUAUUAUGCUUAAUGCGAACAUGCU
This is a messenger RNA of Verruconis gallopava, 2223 nucleotides long. RefSeq lists its product as uncharacterized. Lineage: Eukaryota; Fungi; Ascomycota; Dothideomycetes; Venturiales; Sympoventuriaceae. The coding region runs from base 230 to 2002 and encodes 590 amino acids. Gene Ontology annotation, molecular function: nucleotide binding. The record is from RefSeq and is a predicted model, not a curated record. The transcript has 2 exons.